Messenger RNA from Fragaria vesca subsp. vesca, 891 nucleotides. RefSeq lists its product as uncharacterized. The record is from RefSeq and is a predicted model, not a curated record. The transcript has a single exon. Gene Ontology annotation, biological process: regulation of DNA-templated transcription. Bases 1 to 891 code for a protein of 296 amino acids. Gene Ontology annotation, molecular function: protein dimerization activity; DNA-binding transcription factor activity. Lineage: Eukaryota; Viridiplantae; Streptophyta; Magnoliopsida; Rosales; Rosaceae.
AUGGAUCACACCAAUUACUUAAACAAUCAGCUGGGAAACAACCUUGUCUCAGCCGCCGGAGAUCAUCUCGAAGAUCAUGUGAGAAUGGAAGAUCCCAUUCAGCUUCACCACCAUCAUCAUCAACACCAAAUUUCAUACGACUCAGUUUGGCCGAACUUCCCUCUCCAACUACAUCAUCAAGUGCCCUCGUCAUCCAGUACUCACCUUCAUUAUGAUCAGUUUGGUCACCACGAUCACGAUCAUCAUCAUCAUCAACUAGUUCUACCUGGGAACUAUAAUAACUUUAUGGAUCAAGAAGAUAUUCAUCAUGAAGAGGAGCCGGGGGAAGAGGAAGAGGAGCUGGGAGCUAUGAAGGAAAUGAUGUAUAAGAUCGCCGCGAUGCAACCGGUGGAUAUCGACCCUGCCACAAUCCGAAAGCCGAAAAGGAGGAACGUCCGAAUCAGCGACGACCCGCAGAGCGUGGCUGCGCGUCACCGGCGGGAGAGGAUAAGCGAGAAGAUCCGGAUCCUGCAAAGACUUGUUCCGGGGGGAACAAAAAUGGACACAGCUUCCAUGUUAGAGGAAGCCAUUCGCUAUGUCAAGUUCUUGAAGAGGCAAAUCCGCUUGCUACAACAGUCGAGUCAUCAUCAUCCCCAGCCAUGCAUUAAUGUUAACAACACUGGAGUACUACUUAGUAGCAUACCUAGUGCAAGUAACGCUGCAGCGUUAGCCGGUGGUGGAGGGACGGCAUUGGAUUGGCUGCAGCCACCGCCUAUUCAUCCGCGUUCUGCCGCCACCUCCUCUUCCACGGAAACUCCGACAACCAGAGCAGCUCUUGGAUUCACCGCCUUCGGAGUUAGCCGGGGAGAUGUUGCAGCUUUGAGCUUCAAUCAUGAGGUACUUAGUGAUUAA